AUGGUGCUGCUCUGCGGUCCUGCUACAGCAUGGCUGGCCCUGGUCCUGGCCCUGGUGUGUCCAGGCGAGGCCGCGCCACCGAAGGACUGCACGGGCAUCGAGUGCCCGCUGCUAGAGAACUGCAUUGAGGAGGCGCUGGAGCCAGGUGCCUGCUGUGCCACCUGUGUGCAGCACGGCUGUGCCUGUGAGGGCUACCAGUACUACGAUUGCCUGCAGGGUGGCUUCCUGCGCGGCCGCGUGCCUGCUGGCCAGUCCUACUUCGUGGACUUCGGCAGCACCGAGUGCUUCUGCCCACCAGGCGGUGGCAAGAUCAGCUGCCAGUUCAUGCUGUGCCCGGAGCUGCCGCCCAACUGCAUCGAAGCUGUGGUGGCCGCAGACAGCUGCCCACAGUGCGGCCAGGUGGGCUGUGUCCACAUGGGCCGCAAGUAUGCUGCCGGCCACACUGUCCACCUGCCGCCCUGCCGGGCCUGCCACUGUCCUGACACGGGCGGCGAGCUCAUCUGCUACCAGCUGCCUGGGUGCAACGGAGACGCUAAGGCCCUGCCAGCCGCCACCGUCACCACCGGGAACUUCUCAGACACCGAGGAGGGUGACGCCGGGCGGCACUAUGAAGACCCCUACAGCUAUGACCAGGAGGUUGCCGAGGGUGAGGCGGUGGAGGCAGCGACCUUGGCGGGUGAGCUCCAGGCAGGCGCAGGGGCCCCGGCUGCUCUGGAAGGCGGGGGUCAGCCCCUGUCUGCCAUCCACGCGACACCCUGGCCAGCUGCCCUCCCCAGGCCCACAGCAGCUGCUGCGCUGGGUCCCCCGGCCCCUGUUCAGGCCAAAGCCAGGAGAGUGACUGAGGACAGCGAGGAAGAAGAGGAGGAAGAAGAGGAGGAGGAGGAGAGGGAAGAAAGAACUGUCAUGGAGCAGCUGGCAGCAGGUGGCCUGAAGGGGCUGGACGGGCCACCCAAUGCAGGCCCAGCCGAGCUGGGUCUCCCAGUCCAGGAGGUGGGAGCGGAAGCAAGGGCAGGGCCUGAAGAGAACCUCAUCCCCGACGCUCAGCCCACCACCCACAGCGCAGGGCAGGAGGGAGCCAGGCCUGCACUGGCAUCUGGCAUAGCAGGUCCUGUCCCCACGCUGGGUGCUCCUGGAGACCUGACCAAGCCCAGCGUCCACACCACCCUGAGCACGCCACUGCGGGAGGUAGCCCAGGACCUCCCAACCCAGGAGGUGCCCAAGCAGCCGAAGAUUCUGUCCCGUCCCCGGGCAGAGGAGGACACAGACCCCAACUCUGUCCAUUCUGUCCCCAGAGGCAGCCCUGAAGUCUCCACCAAGGACCUGAUUGAAACGUGCUGUGCAGCCGGGCAGCAGUGGGGCAUCGAUAAUGACGAAUGCAUGGACAUCCCUGAGAGUGGUGCGGAGGAUGAUGUCUGCAGGAUAGCUCAGAAGCACUGCUGCAUCUUCUACUUGAAGGAGAAGACCUGCAUGGCUGGCGUCCUGGCAGCCAAGGAGGGUGAGGCCUGUGGGGCCGAGGACAAUGACACCUGUGGCAUCUCCCUGUAUAAGCAAUGCUGUGACUGCUGUGGCUUGGGACUCCGCGUACGGGGCGAGGGCCAGUUGUGCCAGUCCAACCCGAACCUGGGCUACCCCUGCAACCAUGUCAUGCUCUCCUGCUGUGAGGGCGAAGACCCCCUCAUUGUGCCGGAGGUCCGCAGGCCUCCGGAGCCCGCAGCCAUACCACAGAGAGUUUCAGAGGCAGAGGUGGGUGCCCGGGAGGCCCUGUCGCUGGACACAGAGGCUGAGCUGCCCAACAGCUUGCCGGGCGACGACCAGGACGAGUGCCUGCUCCUCCCGGGGGAGCUGUGCCAGCACCUCUGCAUCAACACCGUGGGCUCCUACCUCUGUGCCUGCUUCCCUGGCUUCUCGCUGCAGGGUGAUGGCCGCACCUGCCGUCCAGAUCAUGAUCCCCCAAAGCCGGAGGCUGCGGCAGAGUCUGCAGCGAGGCCACAAUCACUCCCAGUGGCCCCCAACACAAUCCCACUACCCCUGCCACAACCCAACACCUGCAAAGACAACGGGCCCUGCAAGCAGGUGUGCAGCAUCAUUGGGGACACAGCCGUGUGCUCCUGCUUUCCUGGCUACUCCCUCAUGGCCGAUGGCGUGUCCUGUGAAGACCGAGACGAGUGCCUGCUUGGUGCUCAUGAUUGUAGCCGGCGGCAGUUCUGUGUGAACACCCUGGGAUCCUUCUACUGUGUCAACCACACAGUGCUGUGUGCGGAGGGCUUUAUCCUCAACGCGCACAGGAAGUGCGUGGACAUCAACGAAUGUGUGACUGCUCUGCAUACGUGCAGCCGGGGCGAGCACUGCGUGAACACAAUGGGCUCCUUCCGCUGCUACAAGGCCCUCACCUGUGAGCCGGGUUACGCCAUCACAGACGGCGAGUGCACAGAUGUGGACGAGUGUGCACUGGGCACGCACAACUGCCAGGCGGGCCUCACGUGCCAGAACACCAAGGGCUCCUUCUACUGCCAGGCUCGGCAGCGCUGCAUGGAAGGCUUCCUUCAGGACCCUGAGGGCAACUGUGUGGACAUCAACGAGUGCACGUCGCUGUCCGAGCCUUGUAAGCCGGGCUUCAGCUGCAUCAACACGGUGGGUUCCUACACGUGCCAGAGGAACCCACUGCUUUGUGGGCGCGGCUACCACGCCAGUGAAGAUGGCACCAAAUGUGUGGACGUGAACGAGUGUGAGACAGGUGUGCACCGCUGCAGCAACAGCCAGGUGUGCCACAACCUGCCCGGCUCCUACCGCUGCGACUGUAAACCCGGCUUCCAGCGUGAUGCCUUUGGCCGGGCCUGCGUUGACAUAAAUGAGUGCUGGGCUUCCCGGGGUGUCAUGUGCCAGCACACCUGUGAGAACACGCCUGGCUCCUACCGGUGCUCCUGCGCCUCCGGCUUCCUGCUGGCCGCCGACGGCAAGCACUGCGAAGAUGUAAACGAGUGUGAGUCCCAGCGCUGCAGCCAGGAGUGUGCCAACAUCUACGGCUCCUACCAGUGCUACUGCCGCCAGGGCUACCAGCUGGCCGAGGAUGGGCAUACCUGCAGAGACAUCGACGAGUGCGCGCAGGGCGCCAGCAUUCUCUGCACCUUCCGCUGCCUCAACGUGCCCGGGAGCUACCAGUGUGCGUGUCCAGAGCGGGGCUACGCUGUAACAGCCAACGGGAGGUCCUGCAAGGAUCUGGAUGAGUGUGCGCUCGGCACCCACAACUGCUCUGAAACUGAGACCUGCCACAACAUCCAGGGCAGCUUCCGCUGCUUGCGCUUUGAGUGCCCGCCAAACUACGUCCGUGUUUCUGAAACGAAGUGUGAGCGGACCACGUGCCACGACCUGAUGGAGUGCCAGAACUCGCCAGCGCGCAUCACGCACUACCAGCUCAACUUCCAGACGGGCCUCCUGGUGCCUGCGCACAUCUUCCGCAUCGGCCCGGCACCUGCCUUCACGGGGGACACCAUCUCCCUGACCAUUACCAAGGGCAAUGAGGAGGGCUACUUCGGCACACGCCGGCUCAACGCCUACACGGGCGUCGUCUACCUGCAGCGCUCCGUGCGCGAGCCCCGAGACUUCGCCCUGGACGUGGAGAUGAAGCUGUGGCGACAGGGCUCGGUCACCACCUUCCUGGCCAAGAUACACAUCUUCUUCACCACCUUUGCCCUGUGAGGCUGGCCACCCUGAAGGCCACCGAGGCCUCGGGCCCCUGUAGUAGCCCCAUGCUGUGUGCCCUGGGCUGCUGCCCUCACUGCACUGGGCAAGCUCUCUUUUCUGUUUCUAAACCACACAGGUGGGGUUGGGUUAUUAUUGUGGUGGUUUUUACUAUAACUUUGUAAAUUAACUUAAUUUUGCUGACUUGAUUCCUCUUGGGUUCCUGGGCCUCUCGCAUGCCCCACACGGAGGGAGUUGGCAGUGGGUCGUGUGUUUAGUUGUGUGCUGAGUGGAGCUUUGACGAUGGCUUCGAGGUCACUGCCCAGGCCCUGCAGGUGGAGUUGAAAACCCAGGCUGGGUGACUACUGCAGAAAGGAAACAAACUACCACGCUGGGGCUUUCAGACUCAACUGGAUGACCUGUCCCAAAGUGGACAUUUCGUUUCAUCUUCCACUGUGAUUAGUUCUUUACCUUUUUAAACAAAUCAUUGUCAUUUUUUUUUUCUGUUUUUUGUUUUAACUAUAAAUGUAGCACAUGUGCAUUGUAAAAAAAAAACAAAGUAAAAACCUCAU
Molecule: messenger RNA, 4250 nt
Organism: Trichechus manatus latirostris (Florida manatee)
Lineage: Eukaryota; Metazoa; Chordata; Mammalia; Sirenia; Trichechidae
Gene: FBLN2
Product: fibulin 2
Exons: 17
Coding region: 1-3696 (1231 amino acids)
Cellular component (GO): extracellular region
Molecular function (GO): calcium ion binding
Source: RefSeq, a predicted model, not a curated record